Messenger RNA from Aureococcus anophagefferens, 1734 nucleotides. RefSeq lists its product as hypothetical. The transcript has a single exon. The coding region runs from base 1 to 1734 and encodes 577 amino acids. NCBI's taxonomy places the organism in Eukaryota, Pelagophyceae, Pelagomonadales, Pelagomonadaceae. The record is from RefSeq and is a predicted model, not a curated record.
AUGGAGCCCACCGACGAGGCCGCGAGCCUCCUCGGCAGGCAGCGCCCGCGUCGCUGGACGGCGCCGCUGGCGCUGGGCGUCGCCGGGACCCUGGCCGUCGCCUGGACGCAGCAAAGGACACGAGCACCACCCCAGCUCCAGGAAACGACGACCUGGGACCCGAGCUCCAUCUGUCUGGUUCACGCGGCCUAUGGGGACUACGUGGCCCUGUCCCAGGAGCGCACGCUCCCGCUCAAGCGCGCCUACGCGGAGAAGCACGGCUACCGCGUCGUCGCGCGCCUCGAGGACACCCUCGAGGAUCUGGCGGCCGCGUGCCCCGACGCGUAUUCCACGACGGCCGACGACGGCUUCGAGUACACGAUGGCCUCGGCCAAGUACUGCUCGCUCGAGGUCGCGCGGCGCAGCGGCUGCGAGUGGGCCUUCUGGACCGACGCCGACGCCGUCUUCGUCGCGACGGACGCGGCGCUCGACCGGUGGCUGCCCGCGGACGGCGGCGCGUUCGCCGUCUGGUCGACGCCGACGUACGUCGGCGGCUUCUGCGGGCCCGAGGCCCUGGCCGGGGGCUGCGCCGACGCGGGCUUCCUGGGCAGCUGCGUGAACCUGGGCGCCUUCCUGCUCCGGGUCGGCUCGGACGAGGGGCGGACGUUCCUGCGGGCGAUGCUGGAUCUGUCCAUGCCCGACAUCGUCGCCUCGGGCUUCGACUCCACCUACACGCUGGCCGGGGGGCACACCAUCGGCGACCAGUGCAAGGGCAUCCACGAGGCGACGCAGGACAACGACCAGUGCGGCCUCGCGUAUUUGUUGCAGGAGCGGCCGGCGCUCUUCGACGGGAGCCUCUGCGCGGGGGCCCACGGCGAGAGCGCCUGGCCCGUGCCCAACGACUGCGGCGACGGCGACGGCGCCGUGGACCUGCAGUUGCUGGACACGACGCUCGCCGCGUCCUCGUGCCCGCUCGUCGUCAACUGCGUCCGCGGCCUCGACCCGGACGCGGACAAGGGCGUCGCCAUCGACGCCGUCCUCGCGUCCUACGGCAUCGCGGCGCCCGCGAGCCCCGCGGCGGUGUCGGACGCGGCGGCGGACGCGGCGAAUCCCGCGACGGCGCCCGCGGCGGCGGACGCGGCGGCGGACGCGGUUCCGGACGCGGUGGCGUCGCUCCCGGCCGCGGCGUCGGACGCGGCGGCGGAUCCCGCGACGGCGCCCGCGGCGGCGGACGCGGCGGCGUCGCUCCCGGCCGCGGCGCUCGCGCGGCUCGCCCAGGCCUGCGACGACUUCGCGGGCUACGACUUUGAGGCCUGCGCCGGCGCCGAGCUCAGCCUCGGCGGCGACCCGGGCAAGUUCGGCGCCGACGCGGCCACGUACGGCGCCGCCGCGACGGGCGGCGCGUGCGCGGCCGCGGGCGCCGAGGGCUGGUACGUGCCCUGCAAGUGGCAGAUGAUCGCGCAGAUGGACGCGGUCUGCGCGGGCACCUUCGAGGCCGUACCGCCCGCGGCGACGCGCGGCGAGCCCCGGACGACGCAGUGCCAGGUCCACGCGUUCUGCGACGCGUGCCGCGACGACGCGGGCGCGCUCGCGGCGUCCUGCGCGUCCUACCUCGCCAUGAACCCGCAGAUCCUCGACGAUGGGCGCGACGACUGGGCGGACCGCGACGCGAGCGCGGGACAGGGCAGGACAAGAGAGCGAAAUUCCCAACUUCAAAGGCUCCUUUCUCGGCCGUUUUCCACUCGUUUUGGCUGA